GACAUCACAGUAUGACAUUGGAACAUCACAUUAUUGGAAUACUGCGAUGGCUGGACACAGGCUUGAUAGGCAGUACGAAGGUGAAGCACAAAGUGUCUGCAAGAAAGGCUGUCUGAGCUUUGUAACUGGGUCAGAAGAAAAUGCGCUAAGGAGUUAUUUCUUGUUUUUUAAAUCAAAGCGUACUUCUAUUGAGGCUGAUUGUAAGUGUGCUUGAUCCAGCCAUAGAAGAAUGUUAACAGAGUCGUACAGUAUCAUCUGACCUACAGACUAAAUCUGAAAUCUCUGGAGAGCAUUUUGAAACUCUUCUCCACAUAUAUUUCCUUCUUAGAAGCUCACUAACAAAAUGAAUACUACAGAUUUCGGUACGACAGAAUAUUCUUUUGAUACAGACUACGCUUCUCUUAUUACAGCCCCUUGUUCCAAGUGGGAAGUCAGAAGCUUCACAAAAGCGUUUCUGCCAGUUGCAUACUCAGUGAUUUGUAUCAUCGGCCUAGUUGGUAACAUCUUUGUAGUGAUGACCUUUGCAUUAUAUGAACGAACCAAGUCCAUGACGGAUGUGUACCUCUUCAACAUGGCCAUAGCGGACAUACUGUUUGUGCUCACUCUCCCUCUGUGGGCAGUGAAUUAUGCUGCUGACAAAUGGAUUUUUGGUAAUUUCAUUUGCAAAAUGGCCAGAGGUAUCUAUGCAGUCAACUUCAGCUGUGGCAUGCUGCUUUUGGCCUUUAUCAGUGUGGACCGGUACAUCGCAAUUGUACAGGCAACAAAGUCAUUUAAACUCAGGGCAAGAACACUCGCAUACAGUAAAUUGAUUUGUUUGGCUGUGUGGGCAUCAGCUAUCUUAAUCUCCAGUGCCUCUUUUCUAUACAGUGAAAGUUAUAAUAUCUCCAUUAAUGAAACCAAAGAGAUUUGCGAUCACAGAUUUGACAAAAUGUCUGACAGCACUGUCCUGAAAUCACUGCUGCUGUGUCUACAAGUGGGAUUUGGAUUUUUUAUACCUUUCAUAUUCAUGAUUUUUUGCUAUGCAUUCAUUGUCAAGUCCUUACAACAAGCCCAGAAUUCCAAAAGAAACAAAGCAAUCAAUGUGAUUGUAUUAAUUGUAGCUGUUUUCCUAGUUUGCCAGGUGCCCUAUAACACUGUUCUUCUUGUGGCAGUUGUAAAUAUGGGCAAGAAAGAGAAAUCUUGUGACUUUGAAAAGGGAAUGGCCUAUGCAAAAUAUAUCACUGAAACCAUAGCAUUUUUACACUGUUGCUUGAACCCUGUACUCUAUGCAUUUAUUGGAGUGAAGUUUAGAAGUUAUUUUGUGAAGAUCAUGAAGGACCUUUGGUGCAUGAGGUACAAGAAGUACAAUAAACGUAGCUCAAGGACAAAUUCUGACAUUUAUCAUUCACGACAAACAAGUGAAAUUCUGACUGACAAUGCAUCUUCUUUUACUAUAUGAUACAAUUUUUACAACAUUAUUUCUGAAGGACUCUGUUCACCAAGCAACCUAGUACAGUCUCACUGUGUCUGUAGUAGACAGUCUUUUGGGGCUUCUCUCUACCUCAAGGGGAGCAACCAGGACUUACAAUUCCUUUCAGGAAAAUAAUUAAGAUAAAAGAAUAACACCGUCCCACGGAAAACUGAGAUUUUAUUUACUUCUUUGAACAUUCAUCCUCUUCUAAAGUGCACUCUCAGAAUUAUCAGAAAAGUGAAGUUUACAGAGGAACACUCCUUGUUUCUAAGAAAAAUAUUGUGUCUUGUCUGUCCUACAUCUCUGAAAUAUCUCAAAAGCACAAAGGAAAUGAAUCAGGCUAUGUCCAGGCUCAUUAUACUUACAUUUAUGCUGUUGUUAUUAAGUAUUUAUACCUGGGAGUCUUAUUUAAGUGUAGGUCUCCACUGUAUUUUUGUGGUAGACAGGUCACUCUAUGGAUAAUACUAACAUAAAUGGAUGAUAUUUUGAGCAAAGUACAGCAAAGAAAGCUAACGAAGAAAUGAAGAAAGGUUCCAGGAGUAGCUGGAAUAGCUGGGCUUAGAUGUCAGAUCUCAUAAAUCUUUGCCUGGUUCUACCCUCCACCUGCUCAUCAAGAAUUGCAGAAGCUUAUGCCAAGGCUGAGGCUGGUCAAUGCUGACACAGAUAUCAAAAAGAAUGUUUAAAAAAAAAAAAAAACAAAAACCAAAACAAACAAACAAACAAAAAUGCAAAAUAAAGAGCACUGGAAGAGGCUCCUCAGAGCAGUGCUCAUAAUACCAAGCCUGCCAGAGUUCAAGAAGUGUUCAGACAAUGGCCUCAGAAGUACAGUUUCAUUUUUUUGGGAGAGUCUCGCACAGAGCCAGAAGUUGGACUCAAUGAUCCUUGUGGAUCCCUUCCAAUUUGGGAUAUUCUAUAAUUCUAUAAUUGACAUAUGUGCAGAGAGGUUUUUCUGACAUUUAAUUACUUAUCUUCUAAACUGACAAAAGGUCUUUACUUGGGACAUUCUUCUCUUCAUUUGGCACUGGAUUGCAGUUCUGUGCUCUUUCGAAGCUGAUCACCUUGUGAACAUUUCUUGGUGUGUUGUUUCUUUGUGUUGUUGCAUCUUUCUAGCUGAAAUUCACACUCCACAUUCUAGAAGCCAGCAACUGAACAGAAAUGCCUAUAGUCAAAUUCCAACUCUUUCUGUUGUAACUAGAUUGGUUGCAGAACUUUUAUUUCUUUGUAUUUUGCUACCACUCACAGUUUCCAUAGGAAGGGAUUUACUAGCACCAAGUAUGUACGUAUGACUUAAUUCAGCUGGAAUUUUUGACUAGUUAGUCAGCAUUUUACUUACUCUGAAUAUAGGGAUAUUUCUAACAAAUGCAGAUAGUUUUAAGCAGUAGAUCCAACUGGAAAGGACUUUCCAGUAGACCCUCAGUGAAAUUUCUGUUCAUUGAGAGGACGUCACCACCCUGUAACAAUAUGUGAGGUGGCCAGGUAAACAGGAUAAGGAGUUGAUGCAUAUCAAAGAGAGGAAUGUAGGUAACAAUGAGAGCCCCACGACUUUGUGAUUGCAGUGUGCUGAAGCUCCUACCAGUUUUCUGCAGUUCUUCUGCAAUGAGGGCAAAUUGAUUUACUGUUAUGCGUAAUAUUCCAUUUCUAUGGCAGAAAUAAAUGAAUGCAAUAUGCAGCUGGAUGUUUGUCUUGGAUUUUUUUAUGCUCAUGGCUGAGGAGACAGGAUUUUGAAUCAGUAACCACAUCUUUCUGAGCAAUGCAAAGGGACAAGAAUAGGUCUGAAGAAAAAAAAAAUAAAAAAAAAUCUUGAGGAAUGGUGUUGAUAUGGUAUGAUUUGAAAUGAGUAUUGAUUGUGCUGGUGUAAUCCAUCCUUGUUUACAGUGCACUGUGACAUUCUUAAAUGUCAAUGCCUGGUGUUAUAAAGAUGUGUCUACUUAUCAUCACUGAAUAAUAACUUAGGUAAGAAUAUGAUUCAAAAUUAUGUAAAUAUGUAUGUUUGCAUUUGUUGUAUAUAACUCUGGUGAUUUUCCAUGUGAUAAUUCAACAAAUAAAAAAUGUA
Messenger RNA from Phasianus colchicus (ring-necked pheasant), 3503 nucleotides. RefSeq names its product C-C motif chemokine receptor 6 (gene CCR6). Gene Ontology annotation, molecular function: C-C chemokine binding; C-C chemokine receptor activity. NCBI's taxonomy places the organism in Eukaryota, Metazoa, Chordata, Aves, Galliformes, Phasianidae. Gene Ontology annotation, biological process: cell chemotaxis; thymocyte migration; positive regulation of dendritic cell chemotaxis. Gene Ontology annotation, cellular component: membrane; external side of plasma membrane. The record is from RefSeq and is a predicted model, not a curated record.